Messenger RNA from Cavenderia fasciculata, 1389 nucleotides. RefSeq lists its product as uncharacterized. NCBI's taxonomy places the organism in Eukaryota, Evosea, Eumycetozoa, Acytosteliales, Cavenderiaceae. The coding region runs from base 1 to 1389 and encodes 462 amino acids. The transcript has a single exon. The record is from RefSeq and is a predicted model, not a curated record.
AUGAUCAAUACCAUAUCAACCACCAAUCAAUCCCCUCCUCCACCACCACCAUUAAUACCAUUAUUAUCAUCAUCAAUGUCACCAACUUUAUUGUCAAAACAAUCAAUAAUACUAUUUCAAUCAAAGAUAUGGAAUAAUAUAGUAUUGAAAAGACAUAUAUUUUCAUUGAUUAAAGAGACUUCACCUUUUGAUCGUCAAAGACUUUUAAAAUCUAUUCAUCAUGUGCGGACGAUAAAUAUAUUUACAGAGAGACCAGAGGCAUAUGAGCAUUCACCACAGAGUCUACUGACAUGUCCCUUGUUGACAUUCAAACGAUUAAAGACGAUGAUUGAUAUCGUUGGACCUGCGAGAAUUCAAUACUAUUAUCACUACCUUCCAAGGAACCCUCUUAUGAGGUUUGACAUUUCACUGUUUCAAGAGAUGUGUCGUAUUCUUGGAGUAGAAAUGGGACUUGCAGUCAACAAAUAUAUUGGACCACUCACUUGGGUAGGUGCAGUCACCUCAAACAAUCUAGAGUUUUACAAAUACCUACGUCAGCAUUUUUCAUUUAAUCCAUCGAUCAUAGAGGGCAAACAACUGAUACGAUUGGCAGCAUUACCACACUCGUAUCGAUCAAUCAUUGAACGUGACCUUAUUACUCUGCCAAGUGGAACAGAAAUGUUGGAAAUGGUCUUUGAAGAUGUUUUCAAUUGUUAUCCUAUCGGUCUAGAUUGGUUGUCAUUGGUUGCUUACGACUUUAUCUUUUUCACUGGAGAAACUGAUAUCUACAAAGUAUUGGAAAAAUUACAUCACAAGUUAAAAGAGACAGUACCUCCUAAUCGGACAAUAUCCGAUAAAGGAUUCGUCCUAACCGAUCAAGAAAUACUUUCUCUAAUUGAAACAAACAACAAAGAUCUAUUCAAUUAUCUAUAUGACAAUCAAAAGAUUAGAAUCAAUUCAAAUUUACUUGUUUUGGUUGUUAAUAGAUGUAAUUUUGAUUUAAUCUUAUUUAUUAAUAAUCUAUCAUCAAAUGGAAAUAAUAAUAAUAAUAAUAAUAAUAAUAAUAAUAAUAAUAAUAAUAAUGGAGAUAAUGGAGAUAAUGGUUUCCUAUACUCAAUGUUAAAGUAUACAAUGAGUAAAUCUUUCAAAUAUUUAACAAGACAUAGUGACCAAGAGGUUGUUAGAAGAUUCAAAACUGAAUUCUAUCAAUAUGUCAAACCAUUACAUUAUCUCGAUCCUUUAUUAGACCAACUACUAAAACAUCAAGAUUAUAAUAAUAAUAAUAAUAAUAAGAUUAUUAUCGAACCCAAAUUCCAUGGUAGAGUAGUCAAAAAUCGAACCCCUCAACAUAUGAAAAUAUUCCAACAACAAUCAAUUGAUCCAAUUCCUCUAUUCAACUUUGACCUCUAA